UAGGCUUGGGGGAAAGGGAGUGAGGUUGUGUGCAGAGGAAGAUAUAGUUCUUGCCUUGCAGGGUCCCUGACCUGAUGGCGACCCGUGGUGGAGUCUUCAUAGUGACAGACACCACUGUAAAAGCAGACCCAGGCUGUGCAACCCCCAAAGCAGGUCUCCUCACUCACCGGGGUAGAUAGACAAUUAGCCCCAAUUCCUCAGCCCUACCUGCACCCACCGUUUGCCAUGGUUUCGUUGUGGGUGGGGGGUACUUUCCCGCCCCCUGACUUCGGGCUUGCCCACGUGACUUGCACUAGCCAUGGAAUGAAGCAGAAACGAAAGCCUGCCAGUUCCAAGCCCACGUCUGAAGACGCCUUAGGCGGUUUCGCGGGCCCCGUGCGCUUCCACCUUCACCCAGAAGCCCUUCUCUGGUGCAGCCGCUGCUUCUUCAGCCUCGGCCCAGAAGGAACGGAGCCCCCUGGCCGAUCCGCCGGCCUUCAGGGAGCCGCAGAGCGCAGCGGCCGGCCCAGCGUUGAAGCCCAAGCACAGGCCUGCUAGAACCUUGUUCCAGCCGCCGUUUGCGAUGGUUGAUUAGGACGCGUUGCUGUGGCGGUAGCUCACCAACCCAAUGCGUGCACCCGCUCCUCUAUUAGGUAUAGGGCCAGUAGCUCCCACAGAGACCUGAUACAACAGUGCGUUAAAUAAGGAGCUUAUUGAGCUCUCAUGUCUUAAGUCGGUGGGGCUCGUGUGGGGGCUCCGGCGGGGGCUGUAGCCCCCAUCCGCGUGGAACCUCCCCACGGUUCGCAAGUCUGGGUCUUCGGAGCCUUCAGCCCCGCGAGCCCGAACAGUCCACAGGGCGGCGCCAGACCCUCUUUCGAAAGCCACUCUCUAAAGCCUCAGCUCCAACCGCUUCCACUUCUGCUUCAGGCUCAGGAUUUUCACUCUUCUGGAAUGGGGGUGGCCCUCCCCCAGUCUUCGGAGUCGCAACAGCAUCUCCCUCCCUCCAGGACCUCAGAGCCAGAGCUGGGCGAGAGGCCCUGACCUCCGGGAUAGGGGUGUCAGUGUCCCUGUGAAGGUGCGGUCCCGCCUCCCAUCCCCAGGCUCCCGGCCUCUCCCACCCUCAGCGCCCUGUUCACCUCCAGCUGAAGACGCCAGGGCACCUCUGCUUCCUCCCUGCCCUCUCUGCAGUACCGCACGCAGAGUGAACACAAAAGGGUUUAAUAUAGGAUUUGCCGGGCGCAGGGACUCCUGCCUGUAAUCUCAGUAUUGGGAGACCAAGGUGGGAGGAUCACUUGAGGCUAGGAGUUCAAAACCAGCCUGGGCAACAAAGUGAGGCCCGUCUCUAAAAAUAAUAAUAAUAAAAUAAAAGAAGUCCCUUUU
Mandrillus leucophaeus (drill) is the source of this 1359-nucleotide messenger RNA. RefSeq lists its product as uncharacterized. The record is from RefSeq and is a predicted model, not a curated record. Bases 226 to 537 code for a protein of 103 amino acids. Lineage: Eukaryota; Metazoa; Chordata; Mammalia; Primates; Cercopithecidae. The transcript has a single exon.